Acaulospora morrowiae is the source of this 682-nucleotide messenger RNA. Lineage: Eukaryota; Fungi; Glomeromycota; Glomeromycetes; Diversisporales; Acaulosporaceae. The record is from the annotation of a GenBank genome assembly.
UGGAAAUCUAAAUAUUGAUAAUUUAAUUAAAUCAACACAUGGAAAUAACCCUAAAAAUAGGCUAGAGUGGAUUCCCUUUGAAGAAUUUGCAGAUAUCCAGCAAGUUACAGAAGGUGGAUUUAGUACAAUAUUUACGGCUUUAUGGGUAAAAGGAAGAAUCACAGGUUAUUCUGAAGUAGGAUUUGAUCGAGCAGGUUCAGAAAAAAUUGUAUUAAAAUUUCUUAAGGACUCUCAAAAUAUUAAUUCGGUAUUUAUAAAGGAGUUAAAUAAUAUUGCUCUAACUCAACCUAACUCUAAUCGUUAUAUUAUUCAAUCUUAUGGAGUAUCACAAGAUCCAAAUACAAAAAAUUAUAUAUUCGUUAUGCCUUAUAUUGAACAUGGAAGUUUACGCGAAUAUUUGUUUAAGCAUUUUGAUGAUGUUAAAUGGAUGGACUGGGGAAAAAGUAAAGGGUCAAAAGUAAAUUUCCUGAAAAGUCUCGUUAUGGGCAUUAAAUGGAUUCAUCAAAAAAAUAUUAUACAUCGUGACUUACAUAGUGGAAAUAUAUUAGUGCAUCAAAAAAAUAUACUUCGUGGAAAUAAGUUGGUGGAUCAAGAGAAUUAUUCAUUAAUUACUGAUUUGGGACUUAGUCGACCUGCGGAUAAAGAUCCAGGAACAGAGUUUUUAGAAGGUAGUCAAGAGUGA